Scleropages formosus (Asian bonytongue) is the source of this 7798-nucleotide messenger RNA. RefSeq lists its product as uncharacterized. Bases 21 to 7601 code for a protein of 2526 amino acids. The record is from RefSeq and is a predicted model, not a curated record. The transcript has 18 exons. Gene Ontology annotation, biological process: regulation of centriole replication. NCBI's taxonomy places the organism in Eukaryota, Metazoa, Chordata, Actinopteri, Osteoglossiformes, Osteoglossidae. Gene Ontology annotation, molecular function: microtubule binding. Gene Ontology annotation, cellular component: cytosol; centrosome; centriole.
CUUUCUAACCGAUCAGCAGUAUGGAGCGUGAAGAAGAGCUGGAGAAAGAAGCUGGGGGCUGCAGAGGUGCUGAAUCUUUGCCCCAGCCUCCUCCGGCAGGGAGCACAAGCUGCUCGACCAGCACCUCCGAUAGCAGUGCAGUACAGGUGUCAUCCUGGCUUGCUGAGGACCCUGGCCAGAGCUGCUCCCUGUCCACCCAGCAGGGCCUGGUGACAAUGGCCAAGGACUCAGGGCUGUCCAAACAAGGAGGAAGUUCCUGCUCUCUCCAUCUAGAACUUCAAGACAGUCGCCUCUCACCUGCUCUCCCGUUGUUACCAGCACACUUCAAUAAAACCCAUAGCCUUUUUGAAGACUCUACUUUUCACCACACCAACUUGGAUUUUAUUCCCCUGAGGGGUUCUCCAGAUGUCUCUGUUGUGUCCGAACAAUUCCCGAUGCAGUUUCACUUCAGAGAGGCUGCCACUCUGGAAAACUCUGAGCUCUCUUGGAGCAAUCAAGCCAAGGACCAGGUCUCUCUGUCCCAACACCCUCUGACUCUCAAAGCAGCUUUUCCAGAGGAUGCUGGCAGCUGUUGUUCACUCUCUGAGCAUACCCUGUCCCCUGCUUCUGCUGAUAAAGACGAGGACAGCGACGAAGACCCUUUCCAUACUGGUCUCGAUGACGUGGGAGGACUGGAGGACCAGAAAGCACUUAAUGCUGAUAGAAAGGAGCAGAGUUCUUUAAAUGAGAAUGCUCAGGAGAAGCCUCAGAAGGCGACCCCUGAAGACGAUGCCUUAAAUGUGUCUGUGUCUAUUCAGCUGUCACGUGUCCUCGAGAAAGAUGCUGGGGACUUGAGUAGCAGUAGCACCACAGUCUCAUCUGCUUCUAAGUUGUCUUUGAGCAAGACAACUUCGAGGGAGUCCAAAACUGCAAAGGAAUCUGACCCAGAAGAAGCCUUUCCAGGGAGGCAACAAGAAAUCACUGUAAAGGACUGCGAGCAAAAUAUGUUCAGGUCCACAGAUGACAAAUCAAUAGUAAAUAGUCAGUGUCUUCCAGGAGAAAAUUCUUUCUCUAUUCCCAAGCAAAUGGAAAAAUCUAAAGAGGUGCUUGCUGGAGCUGAGCUGUCCAACAUCACUGAUCGCUCACCUUGUGCUCCACAAGAAAGCAGAUCCAAUGAACUCCACCAGCAGAUGAGCUGUGACAUAGAGAAUAUUCAGCAGACGAAGCCCGGGACCAAAGCGGAGAAGGACGAUAUCCCCAUCCCUAAAGGUAGUCAGUCGGUCACCCCAAAUAUGGAGUCAGAGGGCACACACAGUGAGAGAGAGAGCACUAUCAUAGAAGUACCAGUUGGCACCAGUAAGGCUCAGUUGUCAGCUGGGUGCAGCUUUGAACAAGGGCAUGCAGACAAAGAGGUGCUGUCUUCUGGGAAUCGGGCAGCAGUGGACGGGUCUUUCCUAGGAUUGCUUUCACAACCUGUGUUUCAGUCCACCCCAGGUGUUUUCUCUGGGUCUUGCCAAGCAAAUGUGCCACUUGCCUCAGGAAAACUUUCUCCAGUCACGACCAGAAUCGAGGUGUCCUCAACUUCUGUCAGCAAGGAUCAAGGGGGUUCAUCAAAAAUCAAGCCUGCUGCCGAUUUCAGUGGUCUUAUCAAAGGCUGUAGUUCAGAGAGCCUAAAGCCAAUCAGUGCAUCUCUUCAGAGUUCUGGAAAAAUCCAAUCCUUGCCAAGUAUGAGUUACAUAGAGAAAGUUGGGGCAUGGAAUACAAAUCAGUCUUCAAGCGAGACGUAUUUUGACAAGUUGACUUUGGAGAGAUUCACCGUCAUGUCUUCAAAAAGUAAGGCUUUUGAUACAGUUUCUGACUCUUCAGACUGCAUGAUGAGCCACCAAGGAAGCAGUACCCUGUUACCCCCUAAAGCGUCUAGGUCAAGCAUCAGUAACCGGAGCCCUAGGUGGAACCUUGCUCCCUCCUUUUCUGGACAGGUCACUUCUGUCAGUGGCGAUCUGGGAGGUGGAAACUCAUCAUCGUUGAUCCUUUCAGAUAGGUCCCAGUCCAUAUGCACACCCAAUAAGGAAGUCCAGCUGUCUGGAGGCCUGCAGGUCAACUUGAAGUUUACCUCUGGUUCCAGUGAUGUUUGCCAAAGCACUGAAAUUUCAGGUGGAAGACCAAACAGAGACCAAGCUCCAUCACCUACAGGAGCUUCGCGUUCCGGAAUGAAUCAGAGACUGACUUACCAAACAGGGCACCCACAGAAUAAGCCUGAAGGUGGUCAUGUACAGUGUGGCACCGAUCGGGCUGGUUGGCAGGAAUUCAGAGCCGGCAGCAUUGAUGGAGAUGCAGGAAGGGACUUUUUGGGAAGUGCAGCUGGGAUGCAACUUCCUGCCCAACUCCUGUCCCGUGUUGCUGCCUUGGGCCGCUUCAGCGAUGUGUCUUCUUGCCGAGACCUGAAUAGUACGCUGGCCAGCUCACAGGACGGUUACCAUUGUGACCAGAAAGGAGCAGUCUCCACCGGGGCAGUUUCAUCUGUGGUCAGUCUAGAAGUGGACAACUAUGACCCCAAUUGGAUGACAAAUCCUUCAACACCAGCUGCCGAAGAGUUUAAUAUUGAAGAGAGAAUUCCGAUGUACCUCCAUAAUCUUGGCAUUAACCAGUCUCCGUCAACUGUUCUAACUCCUUUUGUGCCAAGUGGACCCAUCAGAGAAACUGAAUUUUCCCCAACGGCAACAGACCUGUGCACGAUCAAAGGUUCCACAUGUACCCCACCAAAGAGCAUACAGCCAUCUGAAGAAAACACACCUCAGAAAGAAUUCUCCACAUCAAGUCUUAUGUCUUUGGGCUCAAACGCUUGCAUCCCACUUAGUGUGGACUAUAUCCCACCCACAAAGUUCCUUUCUUUGCCCACAACAAGCAACUCCUCCAUCGACAGGCUGCUGAGUCAGAGUAGCCUGCAGACAGCAUUCCGACCCCUGAAAGAUGCUCUGGAUAAUGCCUCUUCAGACACCCUACCUCAGCAGCCCCCUGAAGGGGAAACUCCUCUUCUGGAGACCACUCAGCCCCAGGGUGGUGAAAGCCUACCUACCUCCAGUGUUGAAGAACCCACAGAAAAAUUCUGCACUAGUAAGUUGCUCAACACCCAAGACAGGGUUUCUCCCACAGCUCAGCUGUCAAAAACACCCUCUGUCAGUAUAACAAGACCAAGUGAAGUAGUGUUGACUGGCAGCUUGGAUGAAGACUGGAACUCCUUAGUGGGCACUAAAACCCUGCAGGAGAUUCGUAAGCUUCUGGGCAAGACGGAGGACACUGUGUCGGUGAAAACUUCUUUCCCCUCAUCUCUUGCCUCUGCGCAGGGCUCCGACAACUCUGUCCUGUGUGAGGAGAGGAAAGUGGUACAUUUCCAGGUCUCCGGUACCUCCUCUGCUGCGAACCCUGAAGCCAACUCCUCCCUGCUCUGGGAAGGGUCCAUCUCAGAAUCUGUGCUGACAUCUGGAGAGUUGAGAAAUGGCUCAUCUAGAGAGCUGCUUCAGUCUGACAGGCCGUUAGUUUGUGGACCUGCAGCUUUCAAAAGUGUGAGAAGUUUUGUGGAGAAAGAGCCACAUUCAGUGGCUCUCGGUGGCCUUUUGGGACAGACAGCAGAGCCUUUUGCCCCCAGAUCAGUGAGAAGAGAGCCAGAGGGUUGUAGCGCAGGUGUUCCCGAUAAGGUGGCCCCCAUUGCUUCCUCUGUUGCAGAGGUGAACACCUCAGAGGCAAGCAGUGACACGCAGUCAGAGGACGCGAUGGCCUUGAACAACUUUGUUGAUGGACCUCCAGCAGCCUCAUCAUGUGAGAGCUCUGCUCAGAGGGGCCUGAAACUCAGACCUGGCGAGGCAGAACAAGCCACUGAGAGUGACAGUAGCAGCGCCACCGACUCCCUGGCUGCCCGAGUGGCCAGUCUGCUGAGAAAUGAGUCACCAGCCACUGUGACGUCCAGCCAGGCCAGUGCCGUGGACAAAGAGGAUCAUAGAACACGAGAGUCAUCGAAGGUGUUGGGGCCCAAUGGUGGUUUGCUGGACCUGAAUGCACAGGACAGACAGCGCAUUGAGGAAAUCAAAAGAGAGCUCGUGCUUAGUGCCAGGCAUCAUGUUAAGAGGCAACUGAGUUCAGAAACUGAUUCUGGCAGCCAGUCAAGCAGUGGUGCAUAUUGGAGGCAGCUUCCAGACCAGGCCCUGAGGACCACAGAUCACCACAGACUCCUGGACUCCACCAUGCAACAGAACUUGGAGGCACGGGUCCGAGAAAUCGCUCGCCGGGAGGGCCUGCUUCUCCCUGGAAUCAGUAUGAAGCCCAUCACUGCUAUCACUGUAUCCUCCUGCCACCAGCGUCCCUCCUCCUCCACCCACUCAACCAGUCCUUCCUCUUCACCCUUACGGUUUGCACACCAUCCUGCAGAUGUGGUUCCUAAAUGCACUGCUAGGGAGUCCCCCUCAGAAAGCCAGGAACCCGCUGUCACACAGAGAGAGGGUACAAAUGUGCCUCGGAAUGCGCUAACUGCCAUAGUGUUGAAAUCUGGUCUCUCUGACUACAUUACUGCCCCAGAACAGCAUGAGGCUGAUUCGGUUUCAGAGCCAGAGGUACAGUCAGGAGCGCUCACACUGGGCAGCUCACUGAGCCCUGAGAAAAAGACUCUAAACGAGAAGGAUGCUGGGUUGGGGAAGGACUCGGUUGGUUCCUUCGACCCUUUGGCUGGCACAACCCACCUGUUCAGCUCUACCGGUUACAGGCAGAUCUCCAGGUCCUUUCCCGAUGUUGGAAACACUUCCACCGCCCUGGAACACAGGGACUCUCCCCUGCAUGUCACCUCAUCUGUUUCCAGCUCCUCCAUCACCUCCCCCACCAAGAAAGUCCUUCUCCACAUGCCUUGCUCCCAGUCUCCUAGGCAGCUUGGUGGACAUGCCGAAGAGGGUGCUAUAAGCAGGUCCCGUCAGAUCAGUGGCAUCACAUUCAAUAAGCAACAAGCUCACCUUUCUCCUGACUCUUCUGCCAGACGAACCUCCCAGUAUCCUUUUGCAGAGGCUGCCCAUCGGCUUCCAUCCUCCGAUGACUGGCCACGGAAAGUGCCAAGUUCACAUUUCCCAGUGUCUGUUGAAACCAGUGAGCAGCCUGGAGUUGCCUUAAAACCGUUAUUAUUCGAAGACGUUGGACUGAAAAGGGAGCAGGACCCAGUCAGAAACCCAUAUUGUGAAACAGCUGGCACCUCAGUUCAGAUCACCACAGGGGAUGAGUUACAGAUUGCACAACCUACCGGACUUUCGAACACCUUCCCUUCUCAGAAGUUGACAAGCCAGUCUCAGCCUUUAUCCUGCGAGACACCCGCUAUGCCUGUUCUGUUACCUUACAAGCCCCACGGGAGCCCAGAGGUCUUCUACGUUCCCCAGACAGAGGCGCUGUUGUCCCCAGUCAGCACAAUGGAGAGCUCCCAUCCAGGCUCAGACGACGCUGUGCCCCCAAAAUUUAGCCCUGAGGUUCUCGGCUCCAGGGACCAGGAAGAGGACUGUGGUGUCACCAUUAAGCAUGCAGAGGGGGUAUACAGUAAGCGGCAGGCGGAGUCCAGGGGAUUCCUAGGUAGCAAUAUAAAAGAGGGCACAACAUUUGCUACUGAAAACUCCCAGAAUUCCAGUCGAUAUCCUCUGUCUCUUGAAACAACCAUGCAAAGCAGCCUACAGAAUCAAACUGUGUCCAGUAACAAUCCUGUUUCCUUGAUGGAAACUGCUUUCAGCAGAAGCCAGAGGUUGCAUGAGCAAGGACCCAGCACAGGCUGCUUGUCGCUUAUCCAGUGCUUGGAGGAAGAGUUUGCACCUUUACAGGGAGAGGUAGACAACAGUUUGGAAGACCUAGAGCCUUGCUAUAGGCGAGGUAUUGAAAGAGCCGGAAGGGAAGUAUUUGCGAAAACGAGGCAGGCCCUGAUUCCUGGAGGAAGGUCUUCUCAGGAGAGUGGCGGCGAUCUGGACAAGCGGCACCAUGACAGGUUUGUUCACAGGAGGAGUGAGGAGUGGAUUCACCCUGCCUCUGUGACGGAACUGUCCUUGCUGGAGAGGCUGGAGCGCCUGUCCCGCUUCAUCCACACUUCCAGACAUGUAAAAGAGAGAUCCAGCCGGGGCAACUGGUGCAAGAGGGAGGCGGAGCCAGCCGGACAGUAUAGGUGGAGGGAGACAACCCCAGCAGAGCUGAGGGACACGAGACAAAAUGGCGAGUUGGAGGAGGCAAACUGGAGAUUGGAUCACAAGAAAAGAGCAAGAAAUAGAGGAGGGGGGGAUGAGAGCAGGAGACGGACAGAACAUGGUGAAACAACUGAUAGGACAAGGGGAAGCCGAGAGCAGCCUGUGCGCUUGGCUUGGACAGAAGAUCACUCUCAGAAGUCCACCCGCACCGAGCCGUCCCUCAACCAUCGUUGCUAUCCGGCUGAGAGGGACAAGUCAGGAAGCAGGCUGGGCGAAAUGGAUGUCGCUAUCCAGACUGAGUCCUCAGACACGACCGGUACUGUGUCCACGAUUGACACUCCCCGCCUGUUGAGAGCCUUCGGGCCGCAGCGGGUUACCAGCGGCCUCGAGAGACUUCACAGCACCGUCGACAGGCAGAGGGAGAGGAAGGCCAACAGCAAACGCAGAGCUCCUCCCGUCUCUGACAGCAACAGUACAGACGACUUCACGGUACCUGCUCAGGGGACCUCUCCGUCAGUGCUGUCCACCAGCACAGACUCCCAACCCCCAUGCCGUGGUGCCACGCGUGACAUUCAGGUGAAAAGGUCUGUCAAGCUGGUCAGCAAAGGAAUACAGGCUGGUGACCUGGAGAUUGUCAGCAAUGGCACACGGAAACACACCCGCGAUGUUGGGACCACCUUCCCUUCCCCACAGUCUUCACGGCGACUGGAGGUCAUUGCUUCUGACAGUAAGGGAAUCAACGGGGAGCAGAAAACCCCUCCUCAACCCCAAGACCCUGAAAAUGGCAGCUGGAGCCAACCUAUGGUUUAUCCCCCAGGUGUGUCGUGGUUCAUUCCUACUGACAAGGAGAAGAAGGAGAACAGACCUGACUGUGCUUCAGGUCCAGGUCCAGUGUGGUUUGAGCCUUUUACCAAAAUGAAACCCUGGAGGGAACCACUGCGAGAGAGGCAGGUGCAGGAUGAGCCCGUGAGCUCUAGAGAAAGGAGCCAGCGGCAGCCAGCGCCAGAUGACACGGUAAUGGGCAAGGUUCCCUCCGCCCUGGUUCGGGUAACUCUUCAGGAAGCCCUGGAGCUGCACAGACCUGACUUCAUCUCCUGCUCUCGGGAGAGGAUGAAGAAGCUGGGGCUUCGUGCAGAAGAGCGGCGUCUCCAGGCCAUGUUUGCCCAGGAGAGGGAGGACCUUUUCAACCGUCCUACUGGCACAGAGGGGCACACCAUUCCCACAGGGCCCCUGGUUUAUGCUAAAAGAGUAAUACCAAAGAAGGAGAUGUUCAUGAGGUCCAAAAAGAUGUAUUGUCGACUGCCAGAAGUGCAGCGGAAGAAAGAGGAGGAGCGACGCCGGGCUGAGUAUCGCUCUUAUAGGCUAAAAGCUCAACUCUACAAGAAGAAAAUCACCAACCAUGUGCUGGGCAGGAAAACACCAUGGCAGUGAUACGACUGAGCUGAGAAGCAUCAAAGCUCUGUGAUCAUGAGUGCUGUGAAAAUUAUGGUGAUUCUUUUGUUUUUAGACAUAGAUAUUAAUACUUGAACAUUAUUUAUAUGCUGUGCUUUGUUUUAUAAUACUACUGAGAUGUAUUUGAAUGUAAUGCAGAUUUCUGUAAAUGAUACCCUUAAAAUAAUAAAUUUGGC